Fusarium coffeatum is the source of this 1452-nucleotide messenger RNA. RefSeq lists its product as uncharacterized. The transcript is spliced from 3 exons. Gene Ontology annotation, cellular component: mitochondrial inner membrane. Gene Ontology annotation, molecular function: membrane insertase activity. The record is from RefSeq and is a predicted model, not a curated record. The coding region runs from base 1 to 1452 and encodes 483 amino acids. Gene Ontology annotation, biological process: protein insertion into mitochondrial inner membrane from matrix; mitochondrial respiratory chain complex IV assembly. NCBI's taxonomy places the organism in Eukaryota, Fungi, Ascomycota, Sordariomycetes, Hypocreales, Nectriaceae.
AUGCUUCCUAGUCGAGGAAUUGUGCGCUCUUUGCCUUCGGGCGCUCUCCAGAGGCCAAUCUGCGGUCAAUCCACCUACAGAACUCUGGGCCGAAAACUCGAUGCUAGACAAUUCGGUACAGUGAAGAGCGCUCGUUCUCCUCUUACGGCUGGAACAAGAGUUGGUGUCAAGAGCAUUGCGGCUCCAAUUGUUCUUGGAGGUGUAUCUUCUUCAAGGAAUUUGUCCAUUUGGGGAUAUAGACUUUGGGGACAGAAGAAGACGGAAGAGCCCAUCGCUGAAGCCGCCACGACGACACCCGAGGCUCCUACUCCUCCUGAGACUAUCGAUCCUACACCCGCCGUUAAUGAUGCUCCUAUUCUCAAGGCUGAGCCAGUCGCCGAGGCUGUUCAGCCCGCAUCCGUUACCCCUACCGAAUUCGACCUCGAAUCUAUCGCCGACCUUGCCAACCCCGCCAUCCUCAACAUGGAGGAGAAGCUUGGUUUCUUGAAGGAGAUUGGACUUGAUUAUGGUUGGGGUCCUACAUCAGUCAUGCAAUGGGUUCUUGAGCACAUCCACGUCUACACUGGUCUUGGCUGGGGUGGUACCAUUGUCGCAACAGCUAUCAUGCUGCGAAUCGUCAUGUUCUACCCUCAAGUCCGCGCUGUUAAGUUCAGUGCCGCUUUGAACGAGUCAAAGAAGGAUCCUCGCUUCCAAGAGGCUAUUGAGCUUAUGAAGAAGGGUUACCAAACCAAGGAUAACGAGAUGACUCAAAAGGGACAGUUCCUCAACAAGAUGGUUCGUGAGACACACGGCGCUUCUAUGACGGGCAUGUUCUGGCCUUUCCUCCAGAUUCCUUUCAGUUUCGGUCUGUUCCGAAUCAUCAACGGCAUGACACACAUUCCUGUGCCUUCGUUGGAAGAUGCUGGUUUCCUUUGGUUCCACGAUCUUACUGUCGCUGAUCCUUUCUACGCCCUUCCUGCUCUUGGUACCACUUUCUUGAUCUCUUCCAUUGUGAUCAACGGCAAGUACCAACCCGCUGCUCAAAGGGCCACAACCAAGAAGCUCAUGUGGGUGAUGGGUGGUGUCACACUCAUCUUCACAUCCUACCUCGCUGCCGGUGUCAACCUGAUGAUGACCACCACCGGUGCAGCCGCCCUCGUCACCACCACCCUCCUCAACACCCCCUCCAUCCGCCACGCUCUCGGUCUCCCUGCCCAAAAGGUCGAGGAGCCCGUUUACAAGCCUCCCCGCGAGACCAAGGCCAAGGGUAUCGAAGGUCUCCGCGAAAGACUGUCCGAUAACCUUAGCGAUAUGCAAAAGGGUGUCUCUGACCAGAUCGGAAACAUGACUAACCAGUACAGCGGUACUGCAGAGGAACGUGCCGAGCAGGCUCGCAAGAACCAGAUUCGCAAGCUCGAGGAGAUGCGCCGAAAGCUUGAGCGUGAGGAGUUCGAGAAGAAGUACAAGCGAUAG